Molecule: messenger RNA, 1069 nt
Organism: Venturia canescens
Lineage: Eukaryota; Metazoa; Arthropoda; Insecta; Hymenoptera; Ichneumonidae
Gene: Cpap3-d
Product: Peritrophin A
Exons: 5
Coding region: 141-836 (231 amino acids)
Cellular component (GO): extracellular region
Molecular function (GO): chitin binding
Source: RefSeq, a predicted model, not a curated record
AGUUCUCGAGGCCGUGCACGCAAAGACGUAGAGCUCUGACCAACAACGGGUUCGGUCAUAUUCUAAGUUUACAGUAGUCCGAGUCCGUUACCGAGCAGACGAGAUACGAGACGUUGUUUUCGGGGAAAUUCGUGUCCGAGAUGAGACAAAGCACCAGAAACCACUUUAUCCUGUUGGCAUUCGUGGGAAUUUUCUCCCCGGCCCUCGGAGCCGCUCUGCUUGGAGCACCGGCCUGUCCAGAACCCUGGGGCGUCCAGGCUUACCCUCAUCCCGAGGACUGCGGCUCUUUCUUCCUGUGUACGAAUGGCACCCUGACCCUCGAGCACUGCGAGAACGGCCUCCUCUUCGAUGGCCAUGGCGCGGUGCACAAUCACUGCAACUAUCACUGGGCCGUGCACUGCGGUGAACGCAAGGCUGACCUGACACCUUACAGCACUCCUGGAUGUGAAUAUCAGUUCGGAAUUUACCCGGACAGCGAUUCCUGCAGCACUUCUUACAUAAAAUGCAUCCACGGGGAACCCCACCAAGAGCCUUGCACACCAGGACUUGCUUACGACGACAAGAGCCACACUUGCGUGUGGCCCGAUCAGCUAAUUCCCUACUGCAAUCCGGAAGCCGUCGUUGGUUUCAAAUGCCCUACUAAAGCUCCUCACGGGCCUGCAGCUCGUUUCUGGCCCUUCCCGAGAUUUGCUGUACCCGGAGACUGCGGCAGACUGAUCACCUGUGUCGAAGGCCACCCUCGUCUCAUAACCUGCGGAGAUGGCAAACUCUUCGACUCGAUUAGCCUCAGCUGCACGGAUCCGGACGAGGCGCCUCACUGUGCGAAUCACGUGUAAAAGUCUCGAGCGAGAGGAAGAAGAAUCUGUUUUUUUUUCUGGUACUUCAAUAAAUUCCUGUUCUUCCAAACACGCUGGACAUCACGAGCGAACUAGUGCCAUCAGAUACAUCAGAAUCGGUCAGGCAGCACACUCAAAAAUUGGAGCUCUUCGCCCUCGUAUCGAACAUCGAAGACUACACUAUUUGUCUAAAUAAAAAAAAAAAAACUUUUCAUUGAGAUCAUCACACGAAA